Messenger RNA from Budorcas taxicolor (takin), 2642 nucleotides. RefSeq names its product coiled-coil alpha-helical rod protein 1 (gene CCHCR1). The transcript has 18 exons. The record is from RefSeq and is a predicted model, not a curated record. Lineage: Eukaryota; Metazoa; Chordata; Mammalia; Artiodactyla; Bovidae. Gene Ontology annotation, biological process: protein export from nucleus; cell differentiation. Bases 187 to 2520 code for a protein of 777 amino acids. Gene Ontology annotation, cellular component: centriole.
GAGAGGUAACCCUUCAGGCUUAAUAGCGUCCCGCCAACCUGCCCGCUUUGCGCAGGCGCGGCCAGGGAUCCAGGCAGCGACUGGGAGCUAGGUGUAGGGGGUGUGGCCAAAGGGCUGUGGGGUCUCUCGCGCUGGGGGGGCAUAGAUGGCUGUACACCGACUCUAGAGACUUCAAAUAACGUGGAGAUGUUUCGACCUUCAGGUUCCACUGGGCUGAUUCCCCCAUCCCACUUCCAAGUUCGGCCCCUUCCAACACUGCCGAGAAUGGCUCCCACAUGGGCCUCAGACACUCCCCUGGUCCAGCGCCCAACCCAUCAAGAUGUUUUAGAGAGGCGGCCAGACAACCAGAGACCUCAAGUGACCAUGUGGGAACAGGAAGUUUCUGGCAAAGGGCAGGAACCAGAAUGGAGAGGCAGGUGCACGGAACUGGCAGGGUCACAGGCCCUGAGUCAGCAGGCUGAGCUGAUCUCUCGACAGCUGCGAGAGCUGCGGCGGCUGGAGGAAGAGGUCCGGGUGCUACGGGAGACCUCGCUGCAGCAGAAGCUGAGGCUGGAGGCUCAGGCCGUGGAGCUGGAGGCACUGGCACGGGCGGAGAAGGCUGGCCGCGCUGAGGCUGAGGGCCUGCGUGCCGCUCUGGCUGGGGCCGAGGUUGUCCGAAAGAACCUGGAAGAAGGGAGCCAGCGGGAGCUGGAGGAGGUUCAGAGGCUGCACCAAGAACAGCUCUCUUCCUUGACCCAGGCUCACCAGGAGGCCCUUUCCAGUUUGACCAGCAAAGCUGGGAGCCUGGAGAAGUCUCUGAAUAAUCUGGAAACCCGAAGGUCAGGGGAAGCCAAGGAGCUGGCUGCGGCCCAGAGGGAGGCCGAGCUGCUGCGGAAGCAGCUGAGCAAGACCCAAGAGGACUUGGAGGCUCAGAUGACCUUAGUUGAGAACCUGAGGAGGUAUGUGGGGGAGCAAGUCCCUCCGGAGGUCCGCAGCCAGGCAUGGGAAUCAGAGCGACAGGAGCUUCUAGAAACCGUCCAGCACCUGCAGGAGGACCGGGACAGCUUGCACACCACCACCGAGCUGCUGCAGGUGCGCGUGCAGAGCCUCACACACAUCCUCUGCAUGCAGGAGGAGGAGCUGGCCCGGAAGGUUCAGCCUUCAGACUGCCUGGAGCCCGAGUUCACCAAGAAGUGCCAGUCCCUGUUGAAGCGCUGGCGAGAGAAGGUGUUUGCCCUCAUGGUGCAGCUGAAGGCCCAGGAGCUGGAACACAGAGAAUGCGUGGAGCGACUGAAGGGACAGCUGGCAGAGCUCCAGGAAAGAGUGGAAGCCCAGUGCCAGGAGCAGGCCAUCCUGCAGCGCUCCCUGCAGGACAAAGCUGCCGAGGCGGAGGUGGAGCGGAUGGGCGCCAAGGCCCUGCAGAUGGAGCUGAGCCGCGUUCAGGAGGCCCGGCGCCGCAGGAAGCAGCAGGCAGCCCCAGCGGAGGAGCAGCUGAGGCUUGUGGCCAAUGCUGUCAGCAGCUUUCAGACCUGGCUCCAGGGCACUGUGGCCGAGGUGGAACGCGCCGCAGCCCAGCUACCCAGCCUCAGCAGCCGAGUCAGCUACGCCGUCCGCAAGGUCCACACCAUUCGGGGCCUGAUGGCUCGAAAAGUGGCCCUUGCUCAGCUGCGCCAGGAGAGCUGCCCGGCACCUCCACCGACCACAGACAUGAGCCUUGAGUUGGAGCAGCUGCGGGAGGAGCGGAACCGUCUGGACGCAGAACUGCAGCUGAGUGCCCACAUCAUCCAGCAGGAGGUGGGCCGGGCCCGGGAGCAAGGGGAGGCAGAGCGGCAGAAGCUGAGCGAGGUGGCCCAGCAGCUGGAGCAGGAGCUGCAGCGCACGCAGGAGUCCCUGGCCAGCCUGGGGCUACAGCUGGAGGCGGCUCGCCAGGGCCAGCAGGAGAGCACAGCAGAGGCUGCCAGCCUCCGGAAGGAGUUGACCCAGCAGCAGGAGAUCUAUGGGCAAGCGCUGCAGGAGAAGGUGGCCGAAGUGGAAGGUCGGCUGCGGGAACAGCUCUCAGAAUCAGAGAGGAGACUGAACGAAGCUCGUAGGGAACACACCAAGGCUGUGGUCUCCCUACGCCAGAUCCAGCGCAAAGCCACCCGGGAAAAGGAGCGGAACCAGGAGCUCCGGCGCCUGCAGGAUGAGGCCCGGAAGGAGGAGGGGCAGCGGCUGACCCAACGCCUGAAGGAGCUGGAGAGGGACAAGAACCUCAUGCUGGCCACCUUGCAGCAGGAGGGUCUCCUCUCCCGUUACAAGCAGCAGCGACUGUUGGCAGUCCUUCCCUCCCCAUCGGAUAAGGGCGUACCUGUGGAGCCCAGCCCGAAGCCCUCAGAGUCGUCAGCACCCACACCCCCGGCAGCGGCCGUCUGCACCAAGGAGUCCAUCAAAGGAUCCCUUUCUGUCUUGCUCGACGACCUGCAGGGCCUGAGUGAGGCCAUUUCCAAAGAGGAAGCCAUUUGUGAAGGGGACAGCCAGACCUCUUCUUCAGUUUGCCUCUGACCAGCUGUGAGGACCAGGAGGAUGAGGAUGGAAGGGGAAUGGGUCGGGAAGGGGACUUCCUCCAGCCGCCCGUGGGGACACCAGCCGCCAAGAUGUCAUGAAUUCUCCCGUGGCUCAAUAAA